Monodelphis domestica (gray short-tailed opossum) is the source of this 3768-nucleotide messenger RNA. It is a transcript of the gene MAP2K4, whose product is annotated as mitogen-activated protein kinase kinase 4. The record is from RefSeq and is a predicted model, not a curated record. Gene Ontology annotation, molecular function: ATP binding; JUN kinase kinase activity. NCBI's taxonomy places the organism in Eukaryota, Metazoa, Chordata, Mammalia, Didelphimorphia, Didelphidae. Gene Ontology annotation, biological process: protein phosphorylation; MAPK cascade.
GAGUCUAGGUUUGGGCAAGUCUGCAGGGUGGAGAGAGCCCAGAAGGAGGAUAAAACUGAUUGGUAUCUGGAACUCUGGAGGUGGGCGUGUGUGGGUAGGACUAAGCGCUGGGGAGCAGACGGGGAGGGCGGGCUAGGGGGACGGGCCGGAGGCGGGCACUAGCCGCGCCCCUCGCUGGAGGAGAGAGGCCGAGCUAGCUGCAUUGCAGCCGCCGCGGCGCCGCUCUACUACUCACGGACUACAAUGGCGGCUCCAAGCCCGAGCGGCGGUAGCGGGAGCGGCUCUCCUAGCGCCGUAGGGCCCCCCGGGCCAGGCCACACGGCCGUCAGCAGCAUGCAGGGUAAACGCAAAGCAUUGAAGCUGAAUUUUGCAAAUCCACCUUUCAAAUCUACUGCACGGUUUACCCUGAAUCCUUCAGGAGUCCAAAACCCACACAUAGAGAGACUGAGAACACACAGCAUUGAAUCAUCAGGAAAACUGAAGAUCUCCCCUGAACAGCACUGGGAUUUCACUGCAGAGGACUUGAAAGACCUUGGAGAAAUUGGACGAGGAGCUUAUGGUUCUGUCAACAAAAUGGUCCACAAACCAAGUGGGCAAAUAAUGGCAGUUAAAAGAAUUCGGUCUACAGUGGAUGAAAAAGAGCAAAAACAGCUACUUAUGGACUUGGAUGUGGUGAUGCGGAGUAGUGAUUGCCCGUAUAUUGUUCAGUUUUAUGGAGCACUCUUCAGAGAGGGUGACUGUUGGAUCUGUAUGGAACUCAUGUCUACCUCGUUUGACAAGUUUUACAAAUAUGUAUAUAGUGUAUUAGAUGAUGUUAUUCCAGAAGAAAUUUUAGGCAAAAUCACGUUAGCAACUGUGAAAGCACUAAACCACUUAAAAGAAAACUUGAAAAUUAUUCACAGAGACAUCAAACCUUCUAAUAUUCUUCUGGAUAGAAGUGGCAAUAUUAAACUUUGUGAUUUUGGUAUUAGUGGACAACUUGUGGACUCCAUUGCCAAAACAAGAGAUGCUGGGUGCAGGCCAUACAUGGCACCUGAAAGGAUAGACCCAAGUGCAUCGAGGCAAGGAUACGAUGUCCGUUCUGAUGUAUGGAGUCUGGGGAUCACACUGUAUGAACUGGCUACGGGCCGAUUCCCUUACCCAAAGUGGAACAGCGUAUUUGAUCAGCUGACACAAGUAGUAAAAGGAGACCCCCCACAGCUGAGUAAUUCCGAGGAAAGGGAAUUUUCCCCAAGCUUCAUUAACUUUGUCAACUUGUGCCUUACAAAGGAUGAAUCCAAAAGGCCAAAGUAUAAAGAACUUCUGAAACAUCCCUUUAUUUUGAUGUAUGAAGAACGCACAGUGGAGGUUGCAUGCUACGUUUGUAAAAUCCUGGAUCAAAUGCCAGCAACUCCCACCUCUCCCAUGUAUGUUGAUUGAUAUUGCUGCUACAUCAAACUCUAGGAAAAGGGCUGAGAGGAAGCAAGAUGUAAAGAAUUUUCAUCCAUCACAGUGUUUUUAAUGCUUGCCCAGACACCAUGUGCAAUAAGUUUGGUGUUCAUCAUACAUCAUGUCUGUAUACUCUUGUCACAUAGAAAGUGCAUCCCUAUAAUAUCUGAUUGAUCACACAGUGUUAGUGCUGGUCAGAGAGACCUCAUCCUUCCCUUUUGUGAUGAACAGCUUCAUGAUAUGUGGAAGUCAGUAUAAUUGAUUUAUUGACGGUGAUUGGAUUGCAUUUUAAAUUCAUUUCUAGACUCAAAACUUGGAGAUGCAGCUACUAGAAUGGUGUUCUCAAAUUCCCACAUGUUUUAAGAAGGAGGCAACAUAGGAGUGCCAUAUGCGAAUGUAGAGGUGUAGGAUUGAAUGAGAAGAACUGACAAGGCCAAUGAGACAUAGCGCCUUCUGAAGUUGAACAACAAAAGAGGAAUUUACUUUCUUCACUAAGUGCAAUAGUUUACUGAUUUGAUGUUCUGUUGCUUUACAGUCAACGUGUAUGUUCUGGGGAUAGUGUGCUCAACUGAAUUUCCUGUUCAUGAAAUAUAUUAAAUUAGAAUGACUGUCUUUACCAAAAACAAUGUUGCAUUGAAAGGGACUAACAUUAAAACCCUGAGACAGGACAGAAUGUGUUCUUUUUCUCCUUUCCCAAUGUAACCGUUCUUCAUUGGGAAGAUCCAGGAACCUGCCAAUUUUCAGAGAAGGUGCUGACCCAAAGAAUCUUUGAUUUAUUAGAAUUCAGUGUGCUGCCAAAAUGAUGUUCCACCUACCACAAACCCCCAGAACUCUGAAAGAAGAGAAAAUAGUAUAAAGGAUAAAGUUGAACAAUUGAAAAAAAAAAAGCCCAAGGCUUUCUCCCAGGGAACUUAGAGUGAGACUCCAUUUCUGACUUUCCUUUGUUCCAGAUCUUUUCCAGACAAAAUGCAGUUCUAGAGAAAAGAAACAAAUUUCUUUGGUUGAUUAGGUAGAAGUUUGUUUCCUACAAACAGCCCAAGAUUUGCUUCUAUUCCAGAGCUUCAGUUCCUAAAAUAUUCACUUAAUAUGCGGUCUAUGGUUGCUUUAUUAUCAUUUGCUUAAUGUGCUAUUUGAACCUUGUAUCUUAUGUGACUUUUAUUUGCUCAAAAUCCCUAAAAAUAACCAUUACUCCCCAAUAAGUCAUAUAAUAUAUUUUAAUAUUAUAGAAAUUGGAAAAUAUGGCACACUGGAUAAGUGUGAUAAAAGAAUUAGAGAUAAAUUGGGCCAGAAGCUGAUUUGAAAUGGCUUCCUAGAAUUGGAAUUCUUCAUGGAUAAGAAAAGUUCAAGGAUGGAAAGUAUCAGAAAGGCAUUUAAGUCUUCUGCCUUUUUGCUAACAGUUAUCAGGCAGGCCCUCUUUAGGUGGCAACUGUGUACCUUCUCUCUAUCCUGGAUCACUAAAAAUUAUAUUGCGUGUAGCAAAAUUAUUGUGCAUGGUUAGAGGUAUGAUAGGGUAUGUAUUAGACACGAUCAAGUCUACAGGGGAUAUAUACCAUUACAGAACUAAAUGAUGGCAGCAAUUGCUUAUUUUCCCAGGGCUUGUGAUGGACAUUAAUAUUAGAAAAUGGAACAAUAAAGAAAGAAUGGUGCUAUUGGAAGUUACAUGCCUGUAAUUUCACAAUUUAAAAAUGGUUCUUCCUUUUUGGUUAUUAUGUGUACUUGUUAAAGACAUGAGAAAUGACAGGAUGUAUGCCUUCCUUCAUUAUAGCCAUUGCCCUUUCCUGCAUCUCUACUGAGAAGAGUGUUCUUCUCUGUUGUCAACUUCUUCCUGUCUGGUUCAGCACGUGGUCACUUUGCUAUUUUGCUAAUAAUGGAGAUGAAAGCAAUUCUGACUGUCUAGGAGCUAUUCUGACUAUUCUCUCAUGUGGAUGAUCUUAUAAGAGGCAAUUUAUUAGUGUAUUAAUCAUAGAUUAUUAUAAACUAUUAAGGGCAAGGAGUUUAUUACAAUGUAUCUAUUUUUUAAAAGAAGGUGUAUAGUGUUCACAGACUGUGAAAAUAGUGUAAGAACUGUACAUUGUGAGCUCUGGUUAUUUUUUUUUCUUGUACUAUAGAAAAAUGUAUAAAAAUUAUCAAAAAGCUAAUGUGCAGGGAUAUUGCCUUAUUUGUCUGUAAAAUGGAUCUUAGUAACAUAUCUGCUUCUCAGAGCUUUGGAAUAUUUUAUCCUGUAUUCUGGUUUGAAUUACUUCUCUAUUUAAGAUAUAUCAUGGAAUCGAAGUGUUUAUGUAAUAGUUCUAUCCUUUUUGCCUGCAGGUCAGUUGUAAUAAAUCUAGGAUGUAAUAAUGA